Didymodactylos carnosus is the source of this 1026-nucleotide messenger RNA. Lineage: Eukaryota; Metazoa; Rotifera; Eurotatoria; Philodinida; Philodinidae. The record is from the annotation of a GenBank genome assembly.
AUGGAUAUAAGCAAUAAAACGGAAACAUCAGCAGAACAACUAAGUUGCGAAAACUGCACUAAAGCUAACAUUACAAAAGAAACAUCGGAAUCACCAUCAUACAACAUCGCAUGGCUAACCGAGAUUCCAUUUGUAGCACAGCAAGUCGAAAGUGCAUCAACUCAGUCGAAACCUAAUGGUAUCGACUGGGCUGCCGAAUUACCUCUGGGUUCAAGCUUCUCUUUUGAAUCGUCAAUACAUCUUGCAGAUGUGGCCGUUAUCGAAAAACAAUUAUCGACAACAUCAGAUAACACAAUAGCUCCACUUAGUCCAAACGGUAGAUAUCAAUUCGCGAAAGAAACAACCGAAGUUACCAACCAAGAGAUUUGUUCAAACUCGUCUGAGCAAGAAUUAUUAGAGCACAAGAAAAUUGAAAAUGUUUCGCCACAGAAUAGUGGCUCAUAUCCGCUGCAAUCGGUUCAGCAUUAUGCCGGAAACAAGUCACAAGUCGAGGUGUAUAUGACAGCAGAAGCAAAUCCUGACCAAUAUCCUGUUGAUGACAAUUCAGCUGGAAAUAUUGGCAGUCUUGCUUUGCAUCUAUUGGCAAAUGGCUGCUCAACUAUUUAUACCGAUGGGAAGACCAUAACACGAGAAGAACCAACUGCUGAAGUAGAACCAUCCUCUACUCAACUAUUAACAGAAGAUGCAUUGAAUCAGAUUUGUGUAAAGUUAGAUUGUACUGGUGAUAAACCCUAUGAAUUGGCAAAAUACUUAAAAUUAAGUAAAAUUAAUAUAAAUGCCAUCAAAUGUCAUGCACAAUCUAUUAGUCCAUAUACAAAGCAUCAGUUAACGAUGAGAGAAGUUCUGAUGUGUUGGCAUCAAAAGCAAGGAGAUAAACCGUAUUGUCGUGAACUGUUUCGCGCUCUAGUUCAAAUCGACCAAAGGGAAGUAGCAGUAUAUUUAAGAGAUAUGGUAGAAGAAUCCCAUCCGAACCCAUCCUCAAAUAUAUCAUCACACUCUGCAAACAUGAUUCAAUCCUCUAAGUAA